This is a messenger RNA of Pseudozyma flocculosa PF-1, 744 nucleotides long. RefSeq lists its product as uncharacterized. Bases 1 to 744 code for a protein of 247 amino acids. The record is from RefSeq and is a predicted model, not a curated record. The transcript is spliced from 4 exons. Gene Ontology annotation, cellular component: membrane; cytoplasm. Lineage: Eukaryota; Fungi; Basidiomycota; Ustilaginomycetes; Ustilaginales; Ustilaginaceae.
AUGGCCGUCGCAAGCAAGAUCGCGGGCAACCCGCUGCUGCUGGCCUACCUCACCAACCUGGCCACCAACCCGCUGCGCACAAAGAUGUACACGUCGGCCUUUUUCGCCGCCCUCGCCGAGAUCCUCGCGGGCAAGUUUGCCGGCGUCGCGCCCGCCACCAGCAAGCUGCCUCCGUCGCCCGUGUCCGAGAAGCAGGCGGCGCAGCAGCAGCCGCUCAGGCUCGUCCAGGCCUACCUCGAGUCGGUGGGCAUCAACGACCGCGCCUUCAAGAUGGCCCUCUACGGCGGCUUCAUCUCGGCCCCGCUCGGACACGUCAUGACGGGCAUGCUCCAGCGCGCCUUUGCAGGCAGGACGUCGACAAAGGACAAGAUCCUCCAGAUCAUCACGUCCAACCUCACCGCCUCGGUCAUUGCCAACACCGUCUACCUCGUCUGCCUCUCGCUCAUCAACGGCGCACGCGGCACCGACCAGGUCAUCCGCACCGUCAAGGCCAGCUGGCUCACCGUCAUGAAGCUCAGCUGGCUCACCAGCCCCAUCCUCAUCGCCACGGCCCAAAAGUACCUCCCCGCCGAGCUGUGGGAGCCCUUCUUCACCUUUGCCCGCUUCAUCCUCUCGACCUACUUCAACACUCUGGCAAAGAAGAAGCAGAUGGCCAUCGCCCGCGCCGAGCAGGCAAAGGCAAAGGCCCAGGGCGGAAGCAUCGUCGACUCCGACCUCGCAAAGGGCGCCGCUCAGGGAAAGUAG